Sardina pilchardus (European sardine) is the source of this 552-nucleotide messenger RNA. RefSeq names its product probable E3 ubiquitin-protein ligase HERC4. Gene Ontology annotation, cellular component: cytoplasm. The record is from RefSeq and is a predicted model, not a curated record. Gene Ontology annotation, molecular function: guanyl-nucleotide exchange factor activity. The transcript has 4 exons. NCBI's taxonomy places the organism in Eukaryota, Metazoa, Chordata, Actinopteri, Clupeiformes, Clupeidae. Bases 82 to 552 code for a protein of 156 amino acids.
UUGAAGGUGCUCCAACCCAGUGGACAGUGGCUACCUUCGGCUGGCAUCGAAUCCAGGUGGCGGUGGUGGGGGCUCAGGGCAAUGCUGUGCUGGGGGAACGCCUCCUAUGGCCAGCUGGGUCUGGGCGGCAUUGAGGAGGAGAUAGUGGUUGAGCCACGCGGCUGUGACUUAUUUGCGGGGAAACGGUUGUGCGGCGUGGGCUGUGGCCGCCGACACACGUCGUUCCUGCUGGACGACGGCACGGUGUACACCUGUGGCUGCAAUGACCUCGGCCAGCUGGGCCACGAGAAGCCCCGCAAGAAACCAGAACAGGUCGUGGCCCUAGAUGCCCAGAUCAUUGUGCUCAUAUCAUGCGGGGAAGCCCACACUCUCGCACUUAACGACAAGGGACAAGUCUUUGCCUGGGGACUGGCAUCUGAUGGCCAACUGGGCUUUGUCAACUCUGAAGAAUGUGUCCGGGUGCCAAGAAACAUCAAGAGUUUAUCAGAUGUCUGCAUCACGCAAGUGGCAACCGUCAUUCUCUCGCUCUUGCCAAAGACCGGUAGCGCCUGA